Messenger RNA from Cladocopium goreaui, 423 nucleotides. NCBI's taxonomy places the organism in Eukaryota, Dinophyceae, Suessiales, Symbiodiniaceae. The record is from the annotation of a GenBank genome assembly.
GUGGCCACGCUGGAACUCCACGGCCGCCUUGACUUCCCGGGCGGGCACUCGGCCGUGAUCCUGUUCGAACUCUCGGUGACCCGACCUCCGUCGGAUGACGGGCAGUCGGAUGGUGGCUCACUGCCAUCAUCCCACUCCGCCUUUGGGUCCGUGGAGGAGGUGGACACGGAGGAGGAAGGCGAAGUUGAACACGACCCCGAGGAAGAGCCUGAGGCGGUAGAGGACGGGGGCCGGGGCUUGGGGCGCCCCGGCAGCAUCCCCUCUUCGGAGGGGGGGCUGACCGCCCCGGCGGGCUGCAGCGUGUCGUCUGCUGUGCGCCUGUUCGUCGGAGCAGACGCGCCGCAGACGGCACGCUCCAGCACGCCAAAGGUCGGGAGAGCCGUCCAGCCAAGCAAGGCGCGGCAAGGCGCCAGACCGCGCUAG